Molecule: messenger RNA, 453 nt
Organism: Camellia sinensis
Lineage: Eukaryota; Viridiplantae; Streptophyta; Magnoliopsida; Ericales; Theaceae
Source: RefSeq, a predicted model, not a curated record
AUGGGAAAAUUGUCAUGUUUGCUCACUGGUCAGAAAGAAUUACUCUAUGAUUUGGAAAAGAAUCAGAUUAAAGUUGUAUUGCGAGAACAAUGUGGAAUUUUAACUGCUAUCUCUGCCCAGCCUACAAUUAUUGAAGAAAUCAGAGAGAAACAACUGGAAGAUGAGUUCUUGAAAAAGAUUGUAAAAGAAUUUGACUCAAAAUCAAGGUCGGGAUUCGUAAUUGAGAACAAUGUAUUGAAAUUUCAGAAUCGCCUUUGUGUGUCGGAUUGUUCUGAUUUAAGGAAACGCAUCAUGAUUGAAGCUCACAACUCCAAAUUUGCCAUAUAUCCGGGAAAUACAAAGAUGUAUCAUGACUUGAAACAAAAUUUCUGGUGGCCUAGGAUGAAAAAGUGUAUUGUAGAUUUUGUGGCGAGAUAUCUACAAUGCCAACAAGUUAAAGCUGAACAUCAAUGA